This is a messenger RNA of Chanos chanos (milkfish), 1647 nucleotides long. It is a transcript of the gene tdh, whose product is annotated as L-threonine dehydrogenase. Gene Ontology annotation, biological process: L-threonine catabolic process. Gene Ontology annotation, molecular function: L-threonine 3-dehydrogenase activity. The record is from RefSeq and is a predicted model, not a curated record. The transcript is spliced from 9 exons. NCBI's taxonomy places the organism in Eukaryota, Metazoa, Chordata, Actinopteri, Gonorynchiformes, Chanidae. The coding region runs from base 109 to 1236 and encodes 375 amino acids.
GCAGGCUCAGAUCCAGGGCCAGUUGAAAGGAGCGUCGGAUUCUCGACCUAGUAUCUUAUACAUUAUCUGUGAAGGUUAUCCAAACCCACAAAAAAUUGGUUACUGAAGAUGCCAGUGGUCAGAGCACUGAAUAAGGUGGUCAGGCAAGCUCUCCAGGUGCCCGGGUGUGGGUGCCAGCCUUUGGCGGUGGCAGUGCGCAACAUCAGCUUUUCUCCGCGGCAGGUCACCUCAGGCUCCGAUGCCAGCUUUCACUCUGUGUCCUUUUCUGAGACGGAUCAUCCCAAAGUCCUUAUCACAGGUGGCCUUGGACAGCUCGGAGUGGGGCUUGCCAAGCUUUUGAGAAAGCGGUUUGGCAAAAACAACGUUAUCCUGUCAGACAUUAGGAAGCCCCCCAGCAACGUGUUCCACAGUGGCCCCUUUAUCUACUCUGACAUUCUGGACUACAAGAACUUGAGAGAGAUCGUGGUGAACAACCGCAUAACCUGGUUGGUGCAUUACAGCGCCCUGCUCAGCGCCGUAGGAGAAGCCAAUGUACCUCUAGCACGAGCAGUGAACAUAACAGGUCUUCACAACAUCCUGGACAUUGCCGCAGAACACGGCCUGCGUCUGUUCGUGCCCAGCACCAUCGGUGCCUUUGGACCUACCUCACCCCGGAACCCGACCCCUGACCUCUGUAUCCAACGACCUCGAACCAUUUAUGGUGUUUCCAAAGUCCAUGCUGAACUCAUGGGGGAGUACUACCACCAUCGCUACGGCCUGGACUUUCGCUGUCUCCGCUACCCUGGGAUCAUUUCAGCGGAUUCCCAGCCUGGUGGUGGAACAACAGACUACGCCGUGCAGAUCUUUCACGAUGCGGUCAAGACGGGAAAGUUUGAGUGCAACCUGAAACCCGACACACGGCUGCCCAUGAUGUACAUCGAUGACUGCCUGAGAGCCACGCUGGAGGUGAUGGAGGCUCCGGCGGAGACCCUGAGCAUGCGGACCUACAACAUCAACGCCAUGAGCUUCACUCCUGAGGAGCUGGUCCAGGAGGUGCAGAAACAGCUGCCGGAUCUGCAGGUCACCUACGACGUCGACCUCGUGCGACAGGCCAUCGCUGACAGCUGGCCCAUGAACUUCGAUGACUCCAACGCCCGCAGGGACUGGGGCUGGAAACAUGACUACGACCUUCCCGAGCUGGUCCAGACCAUGUUCAACUACAUUGGUUCAGACUCUUGCAUUGCGCGUGCCAACUGAGUCUCCAGUCACAGAGGAAAGAAACUUGUACAUAGUGUAAAAAACGAAUAGCUUUCGAGGAAGGGAGAUCCACGGUCUGUAAAUAGUAUCUCUCUCUCUCUCUCUCUCUCUCUCUCUUCACUCUUCUGUGUUAGUUGGAAGGCCCUGUGUCGAUAGCCAUUAUGCUGCUGCUGUGUCUAUAGAAUGUAAAGGUAGUAGGUUGUAUAACAAUAUCCGUGCGAUUUGUCUGUGUCUGUGGAGCACUGUCCGUCAGGAGAGUGUCUGCAUCGGUAAUCUUCAGACCUUACAGGGAAUCCCCAGUCACAGGAAAGAGAAAUGGGCUGUAGACUGGGGUAUCUGAGCUACUGUGAAAGCGGAGGAGAUGAGAUGAUGUUGCCUGCUGAGCUGGUCAUUACGGCCUGUGAUUCUUCA